CACAGCGGGUCGGAACCGACCGGGUCACAUGAGCCCACAGAGGUGCCAUUGGUUCUACUGGUUCUACAGGGUCUACUGGGUCUACAGGUUCUAUUGGAUCUACUGGGUCUAUAGGUUCUACUGGGUCUACAGGUUCUACUGGGUCUACAGGUUCUACUGGGUCUAUAGGUUCUACAGAGUCUACUGGGUCUACAGGUUCUACUGGGUCUAUAGGUGCUAUUGGUUCUACAGGUUCUACAGGGUCUACUGGGUCUAUAGGUUCUACAGGUUCUACAGGGUCUACUGGGUCUACAGGUUCUACUGGGUCUAUAGGUUCUAUUGGUUCUACUGGUUCUAUUGGGUCUACUGGGUCUACAGGUUCUAUUGGUUCUACUGGUUCUAUUGGGUCUACUGGGUCUACUGGUUCUACAGGUUCUACAGGUUCUACUGGGUCUAUAGGUUCUAUUGGGUCUAUAGGUUCUAUUGGGUCUACUGGGUCUAUAGGUUCUAUUGGGUCUACUGGGUCUAUAGGUUCUACAGGGUCUAUUGGUUCUACAGGGUCUACAGGUUCUAUUGGGUCUAUAGGUUCUACAGGGUCUACUGGGUCUACAGGUUCUACAGGUUCUACUGGGUCUACUGGUUCUACAGGGUCUACUGGGUCUACAGGUUCUACUGGUUCUGGUCCAACUCAGCGCUGCAGUACCGAGUCCAAUACUAAAACCAAGUCAACUGAAGGACCAGCUGGGCUGCAAAUAAUUAUUUUAGUUAAUUACUGAUCAAGAAUCGUCACUUUAUGAAAGUUACAGAAACAUUAAAUUCAUAAACAGGAGAAACUAAAACUGGAAAAAGUCGUUUGUUCAGUUUUAGUUUCAUUAUUGCUCCAGCAAAUGGAGUCGCUAUGACGACUAAUCAAUUAAUAUUGAUUAGUCGAUCAUUUCAAUAAUCAUGAGCCCUCAAGUCCUCCAGAACCUCCAGAGCCUCCAGAACCUCCAGAGCCUCCAGAACCUCCAGAGCCUCCAGAACCUGCGGGUCGGCGC
Molecule: messenger RNA, 1016 nt
Organism: Poecilia latipinna (sailfin molly)
Lineage: Eukaryota; Metazoa; Chordata; Actinopteri; Cyprinodontiformes; Poeciliidae
Exons: 2
Coding region: 29-697 (222 amino acids)
Source: RefSeq, a predicted model, not a curated record